Molecule: messenger RNA, 597 nt
Organism: Ceratosolen solmsi marchali
Lineage: Eukaryota; Metazoa; Arthropoda; Insecta; Hymenoptera; Agaonidae
Product: protein PBDC1
Exons: 4
Coding region: 1-543 (180 amino acids)
Cellular component (GO): cytoplasm
Source: RefSeq, a predicted model, not a curated record
AUGGUAUUAAAUAUUCUUAACCUUUUCAUUAAGACAGAUGAUCAGCUUAUUUCAAGAUCAAAUAGAUCAUUGACGCGAGAAGAAAAUUUUGAAAAUGAUCAAUCUAUUGAAGCUAUGUGGGUAGUAAAAGCUGUGGAACAUGCUGAAAUAUAUUUUAAUAUUUUAUGCUCAGUGGAUCCUAAAUUAUUAAGACUUACACCACAUGAUGAUAAAAUAUACAAAACUUUCAGAGAAUUUUUUCCAGAUAUAAAAGUGGAUUUUAUAAACGAAGAUGAAUUAAAGUCUGAAGCAGGCAAGCAAAAGUGGAGACCUUUUUGUGAACAAUUUAAAUACUCUGUAGAAGAUUACAGUUUUGGUACUUUAUUAAGAUCUGAUUGUAAUGAUGAUUAUUUAGAAGAAAAUAGUAUAUUGACAACUAGGAUACAAUUUUAUGCUAUUGAAUUAGCAAGAAAUAGAGAAGGUUUUAAUGAUCAAUUAAGGCAAAAAUUUAGAAUUAAUAAUAAAACGAACCUGACAAAUAAUCAUGAUAUUAAAACAUACUAAUAUUACAUUUCAUUUAAAAGUAAUUGUAUUUUCAUAUUUUUUAUACCAAGAAAC